CAAAUCAAAGCCAUCCGAGUUUGGAAAAGAGGGAUGUGAUUGUAGCAAAUGGAUACGGUGGUGAUCAAAACUCCUUAAAAAGCAUAGAAAGAUGUGUGAGCUCUGCACGGGAGCCUAACAGCAACACGUGGAAGAGACGCGCUCAAGUUUCCUGAUCACAGCGACCGUCGGAACAAAGCCCGGGUUUGAGCGAUGUGUGGUGGAUUAUUGUUGUUAUUAUUAUUAUUAUGAGCGGCCAUGGCGUGGUGUGACCGUGGGAUUCAGAUGCUGCUGGCCUCCGUCGGGGCUUUCGUGGCGUUCAGUUUGAUGAGCAUCGCGAUCGGGACCGACUACUGGCUUUAUUCUCGCGCAUACAUCUGUAACGCCACCAACAUCAGCACGGACGAGACGCAGAGUCAAGCCAAGAAGAUGCGCGGAGAUCUCACGCACUCCGGGCUCUGGAGGAUCUGCUGCAUAGAGGGUCUCAACAAAGGAAGUUGUUACCGAAUCGAUCAUUUCCCAGAUGACAAUGAUUACGACACUGACAGCCCUGAAUAUCUCUUACGUAUUGUGCGCGCCUCCAGUGUGUUCCCCAUCCUUAGUACCGUUCUGCUGUUUCUGGGAGGGCUGUGUGUCGGUGUAGGACGCAUCUACAGCAAGUGGAACAACAUAUUACUCAGCGCUGGGAUACUAUUUGUGGCAGCAGGUUUGAGCAACAUCAUCGGUAUUAUCGUCUACAUCUCCAGCAAUGCUGGUGACCCCAGUGACAAACGAGACGAAGACAAGAAGAACCAUUACAACUACGGUUGGUCAUUCUACUUCGGAGCACUCUCUUUCAUUGUAGCUGAGGCGGUGGCCGUUAUGGCUAUCAAUAUAUACAUUGAGAAGAACAACGAAGUACGGUUCAAAGCACGCCGUGAGUUCAUCAAGUCUACUUCGUCCUCUUCACCGUAUUCUCGCAUGCCCAGUUUUCACCACCGUCGACGGCACUCGCGCUCCAGCUCUCGCUCAACGGAAGCAUCUCGUGAGGCAUCACCAGUGGGCAUGAAGAUGAUGAGCUCGGUUCCCGUUGGAGAAAUCAACAUGUACACAUUGACAAGAGACCCUCUCAAGUCAGGGACAGACAGCUCCUAUAGCCCAGAGCACGAUUCAGGAUUCCUCCAAGUGCACAACUGCUUUCCCAAAGACCUUAAUGAUGGUAUCAACAGGAGGACAACACCUGUAUGAGGUUGCAUACUGGAACAGAAGAGAUGAAGUUGCCACUGUGGCAGAUGCCAGUGGAAGGGAUACUUAUUGGUGAAGCCUGUUAACCAGUGACAUCUCUCAUCAGUGAAGGAGAAGCACUGUGUUAAGCGGGAAAGGUUUCAUCUUGACAUUCAACAACCAUUGCGAACACGGUAAUUUGUGUUUCUUCUUGUGUUGCUCCUCACAUUUCAACAGGAACUCUCAGAGAGACCCAUCUCUCAUCAAAGGUCAAGUCAUGCAAAUGUAAAAUGGAGAGUCUUUGGCAGUGCUUCAGAUAUUAAGGACUUUGAGUAAGCCAGUCCAUUCCCUUGGUUAAUAAAUAUCUUUUUGUUCGUCAGUACAGUGCCAUAAUCUUAAUGUAUACCAAUGUGAUAAUGACUCUCACAGUAUUUAGAUGGUGCUAAUGUAGGCUCACAGCUGAAGCCUUCCCAUUCUUGUGUGUUCAGUACAGACUCGAGCUGAAUAUUGAAUGCCCUUUUCUGUGUUAUAUGUUUGUUGCCGCAGUUGUCUAACCCUUUUCAGUGUGCCUAUCAUCUUGGCAGUGUCAACUGCUCAGACUUUUUCUGGAGCCACUUUGCAACAGUGCAAAACUGUGUUCCUCUGUUUCCGUUGUUGUAAAACUGGAAAUAUCAGUUGAAUUACUAAAUAAUCACUGGGAAAAUUUAGUUUAGUAGAUUUAUGACUACUAAUUGCGUAUAAACUCCCUGCUGAAAAGACCAGCUUGGAUUUUCAUGAUGUUCAGUUGUUAAUUAUAUGGAGAAGCGUGGCUGGGAUAUUUCUUUAACGAAUUAGUAUCUUAAGUGGAUAGAGUAUGAGCAAACAUUAACAUUACUUUGGGGACAUCAACCAAAAAGGACAAUUAUUUCAGCUGCAUUUUUAAAAAAAGAUUACAAAGGCUUUAAACAAUUAUAAAGAAAUGUUUUCAUGUGCACUGAUGAGUCAUGCAGUAGAAUGCACAAUAAGCCUAGAGGUUACGCAAGUAAAUUGGGUCAGUUUUGAUUUCAUGUUGUGUUUAAGCUAGAUCAGAAGUCUUAGGUUUAGAUUCCAGGGUUCCUUGCUCAGCACCAGCAUUCAAAACACAUCAUGUGAUGGUGACCAGCUCUCUAAUGGUCUCUUCAGCAGGGAAGUAAAGCAGUAUUCAACAGGCCUCAAGUUUUAUGCUCUCAUUUCAGAUUCUGACUGCCAUUAAUAGUAGUUCAACAAGUGUCAGUAGUUAACCAGCCAGUGUCGUUGUUUUCCAUUGUGAAUCAGUCAAAGCCUUCAUCUCCAUUGGGGGGGUUUCACCUCCACUAAAGCUCGGCCUUUGCCUGAAUGUGGGUUACAUAGAGCCACUUCUUCUUGUGAAUUUGAGUGAUUGCAGUGCAACAUCUGAAUGGGGCAUCUUUGGGGAUCUGACAUUGUUGGAGUCCACUGAUAAAAGGAGUGCUGAGAGAUGUUAUACAUUUGGAAAUGAAAGAAAGUUUUGAGUCGGUCAGCCCUCGGAAGUAUUCCAGUGACAGCUGAUAAGUAUCUAGGGCAGAGCAGUAUGAAAGACAUCAGUGUGGCCGAUCCAGCCUUUUAGAAGACCAUUCGAAGUGUCUUAGCCUCACCAGAGCCUUAUGCCUGGAUUUCUCUUUGAGUCGACAAUAUAACCUCAUCUCUUCUCUGUUGCUGCUGUUUAUAUGCUCCCAUCUAGAUCCUAAGUGAAAAAUCUAUCGCUUUUUCCCACCAAGGGCUGCAUUAUCCAUGUGAGCGGUCAAAUCAGGGUCGCUAAUAGUGUUUCCUCACAAAAGGAGAGGUGGCAGAUGUAAAUCUCUGGUAUGUGUUUCACUGAAUUGAAGCAUUUACAGCUACCUUUUCUUAGUAAAGCCAUUCUGACAAGCUUUUGAGCCAUGGCUCUUUGUAGAACGGCGCGUGGUGGGAAGAUGUAAACGUUUGUUGCAUGUUUUUCUCUAACCCAUUGACUUUGUGUGCUUUUCACAGUAUUAUUAACAGGAUGACUCCGGGAUGCCUCACUGCCAAGCAUCUCUCACUAUAAAUACCUGUAAUGUUCUCUGUGUUCAUCUUGGAAGGCGUUUUUGUCCUUCUGGUUUUCUUUCUGAUUUGCUAAUGUUGUUCUCAGUAUUUCUCUGUACCACGGACAAAGUCAGCAUAUCCUUGCUCACAUAAAUACAUUUAAUUGAGGAACGGUGUCUCGCUUAUGCAUAAGUGCUUUGUUAUGUGACUUUUGUGUUUUGUAACAGGACUGGGAAUAAUCUUACAAAUUAAACAGCCUAGCAGCUGUCUGUAUUUGCAAAAUAAAGCAAUUAGAAAAGCA
Messenger RNA from Carassius gibelio (silver crucian carp), 3520 nucleotides. Its product is annotated as voltage-dependent calcium channel gamma-4 subunit-like. Gene Ontology annotation, molecular function: channel regulator activity; voltage-gated calcium channel activity. The coding region runs from base 238 to 1206 and encodes 322 amino acids. The transcript has 4 exons. Gene Ontology annotation, biological process: transmission of nerve impulse; regulation of AMPA receptor activity; calcium ion transmembrane transport. NCBI's taxonomy places the organism in Eukaryota, Metazoa, Chordata, Actinopteri, Cypriniformes, Cyprinidae. Gene Ontology annotation, cellular component: AMPA glutamate receptor complex; voltage-gated calcium channel complex; postsynaptic density membrane. The record is from RefSeq and is a predicted model, not a curated record.